GCUGCAUGCUGCUCGGGAAGGAAGGUACCAUCUCUUCGCGCCUCGACUGUCCGCUGCUGCGCUUCUUUCCCUCGCUCCCAGAUUGCUGGUGGAUUAACUCAGUGGAUAGGUGAAUGGUCGUACAGUAUCCGCCGCCCCCCGUGACGGUCUUGUGCCGGUGGGCUGUCACAGUGAUGAGAAAUUAACUGAAACUUGCGACUUGUUUCACUAAAGAUUCUGGGACUGUUCUGUUGGCUGUCUGCGUGCGUGCUCCGGCCUAGCUAGAACUUAGAGGCCGAAGUGUGAUUAAGUGUGUUAGCGGACUCAUUCAGUCGCCACUAACAAGUGUUGAUAUUCAGAGACUAACGUAACAAUACUACUUUCUUAUUUACUAAUCCUUUUCUUUUCUUCUCUUCGUGUUCCGUCUUAAGAGACUUUUAAUCAUCUCUCUUUUUGACUUCCUCUCAGUCUCUGCCUCUUUCUCUGUCUUUCUCUCAAGUCUUCCUACAUACAAACUUUUACCGUGCCAUGGAAAGCGAGCGACUCCGGCUGUGACAAUUGGCCGCGUGGAGACGGUCGAGGCAGGGAGGAGAGAGGGCUGGAAAAGGGGUGUUGGGGGAAGAAAGGUUCAAGUUAGUUCAGUGUUCGAUGGUUUCAUUAUAGACCAAAAUGCCGACCGCCCUCAAGCUCAUCACCCUCGGCCUCCUCCUCGCCCUUCCUUCAGGUAUCUCGCAUUUACCUGUACUUCCAGUAACGGUGUACACUUCCUUCAUCAAUGCUACUGCCAGGCGCCAUGACGUCCUGCGGGAUUACAUCAAGAGGCCCAGAGCUGCCAACCUUGCAGAUAUCACACCAGAGCAGCAGAACAACACGGAGGUGGUGGCGCAGGUUGGCGGCACUGCGACCAUCAAAUGCUACACACACUUCAUUGGCGACGAGAUGGUUACGUGGCUGAAGAGAGACGAAGACCAGCUCCUGACAGCGGGUUCAGUGAUCUACUCGUCGGAAAAGCGCUACUCAGUCUCCCAUGUCCGGCACCAACAGCUGUGGGAGCUCACCGUGAUGGAUGUGAAGCUGUCUGACGCGGGGACGUAUGAGUGUCAGAUGACGACCCACCCACCGACCUCCCUUUUCUUCAUCCUCAAGGUCCUCGAGGCGCGGGCAGUGCUGCAGGGCGCCCCGGAGGUUCACGUUCAGACUGGGGAAAGCCUUCGCCUGCACUGCGCCGUCCAGUACGCCACCUCGCCGCCUCACUUCAUCUUCUGGUACCACAACGGGAGUAUGAUCAACUUCGCCUCGCCCAGACCCCUUCAGGUGGUGAGCCAUCGCUACAGCAGCAUCCUCUACAUCUCAGACGUCAGGUGGGAGGACGCCGGAGCCUAUCGGUGCGAGGCCUACAAAGCACACCCCGCUAACCUCACCUUGCACGUUGUGGCCGGAGAGAAGCACGCCGCGCUGCACAACGGCCAGGGGGAAGGAAGCGAGGGUAACACUUCAGCUCAGACCCGCCAGCCCGUCUCCCCGCUGCUCCUCGCCUCCUCCUGCCUCCUGCUGCUGCUCUCCACUGCAUACUUCGAUAACAUCUACGGCUGGAUGUCGGAGCAGAGCGGGAGCCACCACCAGGCAGACGACCUUCACGCCAGGGAUGUCGAUGCAACCGAUGCUCUACGACAGCGUGGACAGAAGACGGAAGGGACAACAGCAGGACAGCAGGCUCACUCAAGGCACUGCCGCCCCCACAGCCACCAGCAGCUACAAGACAUUUAUGGAGAAAGACGGAUACACAGCACCAGCAACGCCCAGAUGGAAGGAUCGAGGACCAAGAGAAAGAGGUCACUUUAGAUGCAGCCACUGCCACCACCACUACCACCAACACCACAGCCACCACCACUCCUUCUCACUCAAGUCACUCACGCACUCACUCGGCCUGCGUCCCGCCCCCUCCUUCGGAACACCAGCGGACUGCAGCCAGCCUCCCGGGCGGCCUCGGGUAGCGUCAGGUAAGCUACGUCAGGGCAACUCCAUUUAAUUUUGCAAUACAAUUUUUGAAACUCGCUUCCCCAGUGCCGCCUGCCAGGGCGACUUAUCAAUUUUGUUGUUAAAUAUAUACAUAUAUGUUGAGAUGUUGCCUGGGGGUGUGACUGGGGCGAGGGCGGCGUGGCGGCAAGCCGCCUGAAGCCCGUCCCCGCCACCCACAGUGGGCGCCGGGCCGACCCUCGCCUCCGCCGCCUGGUCGGGGCGCCGCCUCGCCGCCAAGGGCGUCUCGCCACGCCGCGGCGAGGCAGCGUCCGCCGACCACUCUGUGUUUUACACUCGAGAUUUUAUUGUACAAAUUCAUUGUAAAGAGAGUUACGCCUUCAUUAGACUGAAAUAAUAUAUAUUUGUUUCUGCAAUUGAAUGUAUAGGUGUGUAUGCAUAAUUAUUCGCCCCUAGGUAUACAUCUACUCAUGUAUAUGCCUAAUUCUUUACAUAUACAUGGUACGUGUGCGUACUUAAGUGUGGAUAUGGGAAAUGUUCAUGUACAUAAUGGAACCAAGGGGCGGCGCCUGCUCGCCCCAGCACUCAGCCACGCCGCGGCUCUGGGGACAGAUGGAUUACCUGAAUGUUUGAUAAACGUUAAAGAAAGACCAUUCUCCCAUAACCUCAAACACGCUGUUGUCAGUUGUCUGUCGACGUGUUUCCUCGCUGACAUGACUGGGCGCGGACACAUCAAGCUGUGGAUAUUUUUUUAUACCUUAUACCUGGAGCAGGACGCCAGGUGUGGCGGGCGGCGGUGGAUGGGCGGUAGGGCGGCACGGCGGUGGGGCCAACACUUAAUGGCGACCUGGUGUUCCUCUCCUCUAAUAGUCAGUGAGGGCGCCGGCGGGACUCUCGCGGCAGUGAAGGAGGAACAAGUGACGCCAUUAUCAGGGGGUGACAAGACCUGCUGGCAGGGAGCCGCGGCGGGCACGCCAGAGGUAGGUACAAUGAAUGACCCGCCAAGGUCCGGGAGUGGUUCAUGAUCCCCGGCAAGAGUGUUUUUUGUCAGUGUUCGUGUCUCGUCUCGCCAGUGAGUGUGGCGGGUGAAGGAAAGGCAGCGAGUUGGUCUCGCUGCUCCCUGGCCCCGUGGACUGGAUUUCGACAGGCGGACAAACGUUUAAGAAACAAGCAAACACUUUUGAAAGGGACAAAUUACGUUGAAAUUGGUAAAUAGUGUUGAAAUGAGUCAUGCGGCAGACUUUUUUCACCUUUCGUGACACACGAGGCAAGCUGUCUGAGUCUGCGCUCACGACUCACCUCCAGGCUCAGCCCACGCCACGACCAGCCCACCCCGCCACCAUCCGCGCCCCCGCACCUCGCCUGCUCUCCCUCAGUCUGUUUGAUGUAAAUAGUUUCUGUUUGGAUGAAGACAAAAAAUAUAUAUAUAUACAUAUAUAGCUUUUUCUCGGUAGAAGUCUCACCCAAGUCUUGAAUGUUUGCAUCCGUGCCAAAAGUUUCCAUGUGCUGUUUGUGAAUAAAAGGCCUCGUGCAG
Portunus trituberculatus (swimming crab) is the source of this 3490-nucleotide messenger RNA. RefSeq lists its product as uncharacterized. Gene Ontology annotation, cellular component: neuron projection membrane. The record is from RefSeq and is a predicted model, not a curated record. The coding region runs from base 649 to 1821 and encodes 390 amino acids. Gene Ontology annotation, biological process: synapse organization. NCBI's taxonomy places the organism in Eukaryota, Metazoa, Arthropoda, Malacostraca, Decapoda, Portunidae. The transcript is spliced from 8 exons.